Messenger RNA from Haliotis rufescens (red abalone), 955 nucleotides. RefSeq lists its product as uncharacterized. The record is from RefSeq and is a predicted model, not a curated record. Lineage: Eukaryota; Metazoa; Mollusca; Gastropoda; Lepetellida; Haliotidae. The transcript has 6 exons. Bases 24 to 830 code for a protein of 268 amino acids.
UAAUACAUGUUGCCACUAAAAGCAUGCAGAUGCCAGAAUCGUGCCCAAGCUUGACGCGAGCAGUCUGUUAUUUGUUCAACAUUAUCCAUAACGGUGGGUGGACAUGUAUUUUCCCUUCCUUGUAUUAUAAGCAUUGGCAGCAGAAUAGGGCGACUUCCAUCAAUACUGACAACAUAAAGAUUAUCAUGGCCUUCCGCAGCUUGCUGGGUGCGAUUGCUGGGAUUAUCGCCAGUUCCUGUCUCGUCCACUGUGACAGAUGCUAUAUUGUUGGAAGCCCACUGAAUGCGCGGGAGUUUGUGUUGCACUAUGGUGGCUUUGAGCGAGUUCUCAUGUGUGAUGGCAAGGAAGUGUUUAACACAGACAGAUGUAACUGUCGACAAACCACUGAUGUUUGCGACAAGCGCCCUCUGAGCCGAGAUGGAACAAUCUUUCAGCAGUUGACUCAGGCAGGAGAAUGGGUGGACCUGAAAUGCCCACUUGGGCUUAUCUUCGUCAGAGAUCUGUGUAUUUGCGGCUUUAGUUCCAGCAUUCCCAGGGAUCAAAGAAACGUUGAGUGUUACAUGGAAGAGACGUCUAACCUGAAUGACUUCCGACUGGUGAUCAACAAACAGGAGAGCGUAAUGACAUGUCCAGACCAUCUGAUCUACAACCCUCAGGAAUGUGCAUGUGUCGCGCGACCGAAUCAUUGUGACAAGAGGAGAUAUGAUCGAACUGGGCACUUCUUUGAACAAAACACAUUUGGCUCUACAUGGGUGACAAUGAGAUGUGCUCAAGGGUCACUGUUUAACUCUGCUACUUGUAAAUGUGAUAUCCCAGCACAAAGGCGCUGAAGGGUUUGGAUUGAGAUGUGAUUUCAGUAACGUGUCAACAAUGUCAAACAACAAUGUCAUAGUAUAAUUUGUUGUCGGUUUUUGUACAUAGUAAAAUGAAUAAAUAUUUAACAAACACUCUGAAA